UUAUUUGGCUAACAUGACAUUAUAACGCGAAUAUUUUAAUUUUCAUCUUCACCUUCCUUGUAUGCGAGAUAUCUCUAUGUUUCCGCGUAUACACACUCAUACACCAGUCCCUACUCUCCGUCCAGAGUUGUUGAUUCACACACCCACACACCUUUACCUUCAAGAUGGCUAUAGUGCAUUACAGACGAGAAAAUUGGAGACGUUUUAACGAUAAUUUUUAAUAACAAAACGAUCGCAGCGAGUCCGGGUCGGAAUUUUCGGUAAUAUAUGUAACGUAUACGUUUCCUCGCUGGCGCAGAGAGGACCACUCGAACGGAACGGAAAGCAAAAUGAUAUUUUUCGAAGCAAGCUGAUUUUAGAAAGAAUCUCCGAUGUCAGCGGGGAGGAUGAUAUUCUCGAGUUUUUUGGCGAUUUCGCCAGUGAUCAGGGUGAACUGAUUUGGCCCGUUCAAUUCAAAUGUCAACUAUGACUCCUCCCUUGAACCGAAAACGAAGCUCGUCUGUCAGUUUCACGAGAGCUAAAGAUGACAGCGAGGAUGCUGUAGACGAGAUACAUAUAUCCUUAGCGCCGUACAUACAAACUUAUUUGGCACACAGUGGACAAGGACUCGGAUGUUGUGGGAUCAGCCUUCCAGUGCCAUUCGAGCGUGCGGCACCGAGAUCGUGGUGGAAUCCCAGAUUCGAUUCGGAGAUACUCGAAGAACAAUUUAAAAGAAGUGCCUUUCCACAAAUUAGAUUAAGAUUCCGAUAUGCCCUGACGUACAUCUUAUUGGUCUCUCUGUCGUGGUUAACAUAUUUCGUUGUAAUCGGAACUAAACACGAUACCACCACAUGGCCAGCUGUAGCAGCAGUUUUCGCUGUAGUCGGAGCAGUCGUGUCUGCGGUUUUGUAUCUAACGCACACGGAGCAUUACAAAAGCUACGUGUUGCCGAUCGCGUUGGGAGUCGCGUCGGCACUAUGCAUCUUGUCUUUACUCUUUCUCGCGAUGGUACCGCCGUACAUAGAUGGCUUGACUCUAGUCGGACACUUCGCGUUAUGUUCUGAGAUUUUAUUGUUGAUCUACACCGUGCUACCGAUGCCGCUGUACGCUUGCGUGGGAAUAUCAGCGGUCUACUCUAUCCUGUUUGAAUUCCUGACUGCCUACCUUUAUGGUACUAAAGCUGCAAGAGAGAAGUUUUUUAGUCGAAAUAUUUUAUCGAAUACGUCUACACCGAACGAUGCCAAGAUAGAUUAUAGCGGAGUGUCGGCAGCUACGUAUUCUUCGUUGAGGAGCUUGAAUAACAGUCAAUUUUUUAAUGUGAUCCACGAUAACAACGAAUUUACAAGAAUGCUUCAAGAUUCGAGGCUGUUAUCAGCUCUCGGGACGAGGUCGGGCCAAGAGGCUAUGGCCGGGAGGAUAUCCAGAAACGUUCUGAGGAACUUCAAUUCUAGCAUAAUAUCGAUGAUAGCUAAUGUUAAUUCCACUAUAAACGCUUCGGGCAACGAUUUAAACUCGAGAGGAAGCAAUGCGAGUUCGAUAUUAGGAGAGAGCAUGUUAGCCAGCAAGAAUGGUGAAACCAACUAUUUCUUAAGCAGCGACAUAUCUACUCAAUCGUCUUUGGAAGACAAUUAUUUUUCUACGAGCCUCGGAAUAAGAAUCUUACUGCAGAUCUGCAUUCAUCUGAUAGGUAUACAUAUUUUAAUAAUGACUUUUGUAAGGAUGCGUGGCACGUUUAUGAAAGUCGGUCAAUCGUUAUUGGUCCGGCGUCAGCUGGAGAUGGAGAAACAGUUGAAAGAAAAGAUGAUUCACUCGGUGAUGCCGCCUACAGUCGCCGACUGGCUGAUGGAAGAGAGUGAACGCGAAAGGGAGCGGGAGGACUCGAUAAAGAAAGGUUCGAUACCGUCCAAUAAUACAGAUAUUCGCUCGUUGUUCCGACCGUUUAACAUGCAGCCAAUGGAAGACGUUAGUAUACUAUUCGCUGAUAUUGUCGGGUUUACUCGGAUGAGCUCUAAUAAGACUGCGGAAGAACUGGUAGGAAUUUUAAACGAUCUUUUCGAAAGAUUCGAUGAUUUGUGCGAGCACCAUGGAUGCGAGAAAAUCUCCACUUUGGGAGACUGCUAUUACUGCGUGAGCGGAUGUCCAGAGGCGAGAUUAGAUCAUGCCAAGUGCUGCAUUGAAAUGGGACUAGCCAUGAUAGAAGCUAUAAAACAGUUUGAUAUCGAGAGAAGAGAAGGUGUCAAUAUGAGAGUCGGAGUUCACACUGGAACCGUACUCUGCGGGAUCGUAGGCACUAAGAGGUUUAAAUUCGACGUUUGGUCUAACGAUGUGAGCCUAGCUAAUAAAUUAGAGAGCACAGGCAAACCGGGAAGAGUUCAUUUAAGCGAAAGGACAUUGAGCUUUCUGAAUGAUCAGUAUCUCACGGAAGAAGGGGAUUUAAUAAAUGGUAUGAAGAGUUAUUUUAUCAAAAGUCGCAAGUCGGACUUCGCCAAUCAGUUUAUAAUGAACGUUGCAUCGCCGAAGAGUAUAUCGCCUCUGAUGCAAUCGCGUCAUCGUUUGGCCUCUUGUAACAAUCAAGCCAAGCCGAAAUACCAUUACCUCCAUAUGGUCACUAAUACGAGUAACUAUAGAAUGAAGGCGAACUCAUUACCGAGUAUUCUCGAUUCUGAAAACGGAGACAAUGAUCCUGCGGAUGAAAAGGAGAACGUGAAUAAGAGCCCGGUGUCCGUUGCCAGUUAUGGAAAGAAGAAACUUCGUAACAAACCGUGGAAAUAUUUGCAACGGCAACGAACCACCGAAGAAAUGACGCCACUGGAAAGGGAGGAAGCCAAGGCGAUAAUUGCCGAGCGAUCGAAAGCCGAGUCGCAAUCGUACGAAGAUCGCAAUGGAUUUAGGCAGAACACGUCACAGAAUGAUAUUGAAAUGGAUCCGAAUCCUGUACCUUCUAGUCCUUUAUUGUCUGGUCAAGAGCCGCUCAGUCGCGCCUCUUCUGUAUGCAGUAGGAAAGAUUCUGGAAUUAGAAGUAACAGCAGGCGUAGCAGUAUACAGCAACAGUUAUUCUUGAUGAACGGCAUGGCUCAGGGAGAUUUACUGGCGCACAGAGUGAGCGGCUAUUAUACUUCUAGUUCGACGUUGAACUCUGCUCACGAGCAGUCGUCUUCGGUGCCGCCUUAUCCGUUUCCCCCGGCAGUUACGGACACCUUCGGUGCGUGUUUUCACAAAUUGAGAAAACAAUCCGAUUUGCAAUUGAUCAGAUGCGUCCAAGACAACGUAAGUUCUCAACGAUCGUACUUCGUGAAACCACCGCUCUCGAGUUUGACCCUCUUUUUCAAGAACAAAGAGAUGGAGAAGGAGUACAGGGAGAACGCUCACAAGGUCAGCGAAUGUAUCAGUGGUAAUCCACCUACUCUUGCUACCUCGAGAUUCAAUACGUACUUCGAUAUUCUGAUAUCGGCGUUGGUUUACACUGCCGUCACGGUCUCGCUUUUUUUAAUCUGCGAGUCGACGUUGUACUACAUGAUAUUUUUUGUCUGCGCCACUGCAAUUCAGAUCAUAGCCGUGUCGCUCUGCGUUCGCCAACUAUUGUAUCCGGAUUUGGUUCACGCGACGUGGAUGCAACAGAUAUUCAAAUUCUUCUCUCGAUGGUAUCCCUGGCACGUAUGCGGCGCGAUUCUCGUCGGGUUGCCGAUCACCUCGAUCCUCCUCAAUUAUACCUGCACCAAUUUCCAUAAUUUGAACAAUUUCGAGUAUUAUUACGGGUACUUGAUCUUCGUCGGCUUAGUACAUUUUUGUAAUUUCACGCAACUCAAUUGUUGGAUGAAGAACUCGUUGGUAACGUUCAUGGGGGUAUUAUUCCUUUGCCUCGUGAUACAUCACUUGUCGUACGAUCAAGAGCACCUACGUGAUCGGCUCGUUAACGAUUCGAUAAUUAAUUCAACGUUGAACGACGGUAGCAUAAAGAAGGUAUUGGGAUCUACGCCUGUUCCCUCGUCGAGCUUCGUAACGAUGAGGCAACGGGAAGUUGAGACGAGAUACCGGGAACGAUUAUACAAUUCCGAGAUUUUUUUAGACAUGAUACUUUUACUUCUGCUGGUCUGGUUUUUAAACCGUGAGUUCGAGAUCAGCUAUCGGUUAAGCUUUCACGGUAACGCAGUGGCGGCUCGAGACAAGACCCGCGUGCAGUCUAUGAAGAAUCAGGCCGACUGGCUACUUCACAACAUUAUACCGAAAUACGUGGCUGAUCAGUUAAAGACCACUGCUAAGUAUUCGCAGAAUCACAAAGCCGUGGGUAUCAUCUUUGCGAGUAUAGUGAACUUCAACGAGCUGUACGACGAAUCUUAUCUGCGAGGAAGAGAAUAUCUGCGCGUUCUCAAUGAACUAAUCGGCGAUUUUGACGAGCUGCUGGAGAAACCGGAGUUCGCCAACGUGGAGAAGAUAAAGACCAUCGGUAGCACGUUCAUGGCAGCGAGCGGGCUGAAUCCGCAAGUCAGGCAACAGAGCGAACACGAGUACACGCAUCUGUUUCAAUUGAUGGACUUUGCCAUGGCGAUGCAAAAGGUGAUAAAUAAUUUUAACCGAGACCUGCUCGGCUUCAAAUUGAUCCUACGGAUCGGAUUUAAUUACGGCGACGUGACCGCCGGCGUAAUCGGUGCAACGAAGUUAUAUUACGAUAUUUGGGGCGACGCUGUAAAUAUAGCAUCUAGAAUGGAUUCGACCGGAGUCGCUGAUAGAAUACAAGUGGCCAAGAACUCGUUGGACGUACUGUCCGAAAGAUACGAGUUCGAACCGCGUGGCCAAGUUUACGUUAAGGGAAAGGAUAACAUGGACGUGUUUUUACUAAUCGGUAAAAAGAACGGCGCUGAUAAAACGACGAACGCUUAAACACUAUCUAGAAUCGAGUGUCCCAAUAAAAUUGGAUCACUUACAAGCGCGUGAUUCCCGCUGGAUCUGGUUUCUAAUAAUAUCUCGUUAAGAAUUGUACAAUGGAUCUGCAACAUUCAAAUCGUACCUUACUCUUCGAUCGCUCGUUCGCUUCGAUCGCUCAUUAAAACAUAUUUAUUCUUAACGAAAUGUUUACUGUAUUUUUUUACUUGAUAUAAGAGCGUCGGCUCCGAGGCCUACAGACACAUAACUUUUAAAUGGGAAAAAGAGUGAAGAGUACAAAAUCAAAUUGAGAUACGAGUAAACCAAAAAUAUUUCCUAAUCAAUUGUUGCGAAAAAUCUAUCGAGACAGAUUCUUAGUACGCAUCUUCAUUGUUGUGCUGGGUGGACGAACGAAUGAGAGAAUGGACGUUUUAAAUAGCUAAUACAUAUGACCGUAUGUGCUCGCCGGCAAACAGUUCCUAGUAUAAAACGUGCGAUUUAAUAAGACGAUCAUCAGUCGUCUAUAUACAGCGGCUCACGAGAUUAUUCGAACACCUUUUAAAAGAAAGUGAGCAUAAUUUUCUCUGGGAUCCUAUAAGUUUUAAUUAGUCGGAAUCCCGAAGGAAGUCGUGCUGUCCGGUUCAAUGUUAAAAAAAUGAUUCUAUUCUAAAAGGUGUCCGAGUACUCUCGCGGACCACUGCAUUUACAAAAGGCUUUCUAAUUUCUUUUACCAAUUUCCAAUUUGUACGGAAAAUUACGAUUCAUAGCACAGCGCGACUGUUUACGUUGUUAUGUGCUACGUAAACUUCAAUCUAACAUGUAAUUAGUCGUGAGAGAUAUUAAAGGAGGCGUUAUCGGAUCUGUUGAAAGUUGCUCAGAGAAUUAGAGUAGAGCUUCUGUAUAUCCGUUCUAGCUAUCAGCACUCGUUCAAUGUACAUAUGUAUAUUACGUUUCUCGUUAAUUUUUCGCACGAUUAACGCCACGUUGUAAUCGCGAACCUGUUUUAAGGUUUCUAUAAUCCUCGUGAAAACUUAGUACUCAACGAUUCCAUUUUUAAUUACGCAUACAACAGAAGCGAGCUCACCGAUUGGUAUUAUAUCCUAUCACGAUAUUCAAAUUACGCGUGUCGCUUUAACUACCGCGUCGACGAUAAUUACAAAUUACAUCAUUCCGUCAGUUUUUUUAAUCUGUUUUCAACGUCGGAGAAGAAAGGUGUAAAUGAUUUCGAUGAAAUAUUUUCAGCAUUUUACUGCAGUUGUACUUCAGACAAUUUUCAGGAGUUCAAUACAUGAAGCUCUUUCAACGU
This is a messenger RNA of Ceratina calcarata, 6145 nucleotides long. It is a transcript of the gene Ac13E, whose product is annotated as Adenylyl cyclase 13E. NCBI's taxonomy places the organism in Eukaryota, Metazoa, Arthropoda, Insecta, Hymenoptera, Apidae. Bases 457 to 4857 code for a protein of 1466 amino acids. The transcript has 8 exons. Gene Ontology annotation, cellular component: plasma membrane. Gene Ontology annotation, molecular function: adenylate cyclase activity. The record is from RefSeq and is a predicted model, not a curated record. Gene Ontology annotation, biological process: intracellular signal transduction; cyclic nucleotide biosynthetic process; adenylate cyclase-activating G protein-coupled receptor signaling pathway.